CCCCAGCGCUACCCGGUGGGUAAGUGAACUAGAGCGGAUCAAAACUUGUCGUCAACACGCUUAUCCCCGCUCGGAGAAGUGGGACAUACUCUAAUACUCUUGUGGUUUCUUUCUCUUCCGGAGCUGAUUAUCUUUUUCACAUCAUAGAUUUGUCUCCGAGAAAGAUAAAGAGAAAGGAAAGAUGCCGCUUCUCCACAAAAAGCCGUUCGUGAGGCAGAAACCGCCCGCUGAUCUCAGACCCGAUGAAGAAGUCUUCCUCUGUAGAGUCACACAUGAAAUCUUCAGGACCUAUGAAGAAUUCUUUGAGAGGACAAUUUUGUGUAACAGUCUUGUAUGGAGCUGUGCCUUGACGGGGAAGCCCGGCCUGACCUACCAGGAGGCCCUGGAGAGCGAGAGGAAAGCCAGAUUUAAUCUUCAGAACUUUCCCAAUGCGUUGCUCGUCCCCCUUCUGCACCUGACAGCACUUACGCACCGCUCACGUCUGCAUGAGAUAUGCGAUGAUGUGUAUGCAUAUGUCAAGGAGCGCUUCUUUCCUGGAGAAACUGUGGAUGUUGUCAGUCGCUCUGUUGCCAGGCAAUCCUGCAAAAUAUUGGAUGUUACGCCUCCCCAUUCCAAUGGCACAGUCAACGGCCAUGUCAAACAUCACAUGGAGGGCGAUUCAAUUGUAAUCAGUGACAGUGAUGAGGAGCCCGCAGUCACUUCUCCCAAAACAUCAACUAAUGGCAAGAAGAAGAAAGCCACCAGUCCAUCUUCGUUUAAAUACAGAGUUCAGCCUGUCAGCCCAGAGGGUUGUGAACCUUUAGUAGUAAAAGCUGCUCAAAUUUGUCGUAAAAAGAACGUUUUUAGUCGAGACAGAUUGAAGCUACUUCUUAAACAGCACUGUGAACCAAUAAAUGGGACUAUCAGACUCAAGCCAUCAACAGUUCUAAAAUAUAAGUUAGCCGAACACAAUUUCUCCUACUUCUUCCCGGACGAGCCCCCAGUGUUUGCCUUCAGUCCACCAGGGAAGGGCAGAGGUCGUCGUCCUAAUGAUGCCUCUCCAACUGAGGUUAAUUAUGUUGAGGAGAAAUUAAAAUUGAUGCAGCAGAAAGAACAGAUGAUGGCCAUGGAAAAAUUCAAGAAAGAAAGAGAAGAUCUAAUAGAGGCCAAAAGGAAAGAAAAAGAGGACAAGGAGAAAAAGAGAGAGGAGAUGAAGAGGAUAGUAGAAGAGGAGAAACAGAGGCGGAAAGAGGAGAAGGAGCGAAUGAAGGUUGAGAAAGAGAGGGAACGAGAGAAGCUAAAGGAGGAAAAGAAAAAAUAUGCAGAACGACUGAAGUUAUGGAGCAAACCUCGAGAGGACCUGGAGUGUAAUGACCUUAAGGAGCUGCCGAAGCCACUUCCAGUGAAAACCCGUCUUCCUCCAGAGCUGUUUGGAGAUGCUCUGAUGGUACUUGAGUUCCUGAAUGCAUUUGGAGAGCUGUUUGAUCUAAAGGAUGAGUUCCCUGAUGGCGUAACACUGGAAGUUCUGGAGGAGGCCUUGGUGGGCUCUGAUCCUGAGGGGCCACUCUGUGAACUGCUAUUCUUCUUCCUUUCGGCUAUAUUCCAGGCUCUGGCAGAGGAACAGGAGGAAGUGGCCAAAGACCAGGUGGCGGAAGCGGACACCAAAGAUCUUAGUGAAGCUCUGGAGGAUGACGCUGACCCCACACAGUCUGCCAUCAGCGCUGUGGCAUCUCUUGCUGCUGCCUGGCCACAACUGCACCAAGGCUGUAGUCUGAAGCAGUUGGAUCUGGACAGCUGUACUCUCACUGAGAUUCUGAGGCUGCACAUCCUGGCCUCGGGGGCAGAUUGCAUGUCCACCAAUGCAAAGUUUCGCUACCAGAAACAGGGUGGGUUUGGCUCCACAGAUGACCCGUGUGUGGAGCUGCGUCUGUCAAACCAGUACCUGCUCAAAAAGCUCUCCUGCACUGCUGUCUAUGACCUGCUGCCUGGAGAGAAGCUAAAGAUCCUGCAUUCUCUGUGUGGAAAGCUGCUGACUUUGGUUUCUACAAGAGACUUUAUAGAAGACAAUGCCGACGAGCAGAGAUCUGCCAAGCAGGAACUGCGAGAGCUUAAAGCUGAACAGCAUCGCAGGGAACGAGAGGAAGCUGCAGAGAGGGUUCGAAAAAGAAAGGAGGAGAAGCUGAGGGAACAGGAGCAGAAAUUAAAAGAAAAACAUGAAAAACUCAAAGAGGAGGCAAGAAAUGGAGAACAUGUGGCAGGGGAGGAGAUGGACACCAGCACAGAAAGUCAGGAAGGUCAUGCUGAGCAAAACACUGAGGAUGAGGAGGAGCAACCAGCUAAAUCUAAAAAAGUAAAGAAAACAAAUGACACCCCAAAAGAGAAGCAGGUUGGUGAGGUUGAAACGAAAGACAGUCUGAGCCCAGAGGAGUUACAUCAACAGCAGCUCAAAGAGAGAGAACUCCUGGAGCGCAUUCAGAAAGCUAUGGCCUGCACCUACAUCCUGCCUCUCGGCCGAGACCGCCUUUAUCACCGCUACUGGAUUUUCCCUUCUGCUGGGGCACUGUUUGUCGAGGAGGACUUCUUUGGCCUGACAGAGGACAUGCUAGAGCCCCGUCCUACUCCCGAACCCAAAAUAGAAGAGCUUUUCUCAGCCGAGAGCCCAGUUAAGACAGAUGCCACCACUGAGGAGCUGGUGCUGGUCCAGAACAACUCACCGCCAGUCAACCGGCCCAAUCAGUGGUUCUUCUACAGCACACCUGAGGAGGUGGAGCAGCUCAUAGAGGCUCUGAACCCUCGUGGACACAGAGAAAGCAGCCUUAAAGAGACUUUGCUGCAGGAGAAGGAGCGCAUUGUUCAACUGAUGGAUAGCAAAGCUGCUCAGCGUUACCAUCACUCAGAUGAAUCCCUGCCAGAGACCAAAGGCAGUACUUUAAAGCCAAAAGCUGGCCCAUCUUACCCACAAAGCACUGUACCUGCUGAGCGCUUCAUGGAGAAUCGUCUCAGAGAUCUACUACUGGAUAUUGAGGACCGCAUAUAUCAGGGAACUCUGGGGGCAAUUAAAGUGAUGGACAGAAACUCGUGGAGAGCCGCACUGGAAAACGGGAACUAUGAACUGCUAAAUCCUGAGUCUAAAGAGAAUGGGCUGACCAAUGAAGAAGAGGAGCCGAUGGAAAUUGAUGAGAAUCACGUCAGAGUCAAAGACAGGCUGCAAGAAUUGAAGGCAGAGGGUCAGAGUGCCACGUCCACAACUGUGAGCACACCACAGCCUGUUAAUAACAUUGUCCACUAUUUGGCACAGGCUCUUGCACAGAUAGAGCAGGGCAUAGAGCGCAAGUUCCUGAAAGCUCCGCUAGGUGAUGACGAUGCCAAGAAAGACCAGAAGUUGAAGAAAAAGGAUAAAAAGAAAGAUGACGAUCAGUCCAGUGAGAAAGAUGAUGGCAGUGAAAGUGGCCGGCAGAUGAAGACUGUGCAAGAACGCUGGCGUGAGUCUUUGUUGGCCUGCUCCAGCUUGUCGCAGAUCUUCCUGCAUCUCUCCACACUUGAGCGCAGUGUAGUCUGGGCCAAAUCCAUCCUCAACGCCCGCUGUAAGGUGUGCCGUAGGAAAGGAGACGCUGAGAACAUGCUUCUAUGUGAUGCCUGUGACAGAGGCUAUCACAUCUUCUGUGUUCGGCCAAAACUGAAGGCUGUUCCUUCUGAAGACUGGUUCUGCCCUGAGUGCCGCCCCAAACAGCGCUCCCACAGAAUCAACUCCCGUCAGCGUUCCUCUAUUGACUCUGAAGAAGAAAUGGAGGACGAGGAGGAGUCUGAACAGGAGGAAGAAGAAUCAGAAGAGGAAGAAGAUGAGUCAGAAGAAGAACAGUCAGAGGAGGAAGAUGUGUCCAAGAAGGCUCCAGUCAAACUUCCUCUCCAGAGCAAUAAAGGAGGUCGUUUGAACACCAGAUCAAAACAGGCUGAAUCAAGUCAUUCCACGCCUCGCUCGCAGCAGAGCACACCCAAACAGGGCCAGCCUGCUAAUAAAGGAGGCUCCAAAAACUCAGGGAAGAAGUCCACCCAGGUGUCUAAUGGCAAACCUCCUCCCCGGGCAGGAAGCCGCUCCAGUGCUCGUCUUAGUCAUGAGGUGCCCGCCGCUAAUGGCACAACAGCCAAAUCCAACCAAUCCAGUCCUGCAGCAGAAAAUACAGACUCUAGGAAGAGACCCAUCACUGCAGAGGUCUCCCCAAAAACCAAGAUCGUCUUGGCUCCAACCACCACUUCAUCCAACCGUCGAAGCUCAGUGAGAAACUUAGGUGUACACGAGCUGUCAGCCUGUGAGCUGCUCACUGUGGACCUGGUCAGACACGAGGACAGCUGGCCCUUCAAGAAACUGGUGUCCAGAACUCAGGUGCCUGAUUACUAUGACAUAAUCAAAAAACCCAUCGCCUUGAGCACAAUCAGGGAAAAGGUCAACAACUGUGAAUACCAAACUGCUGCGGAGUAUAUUAAGGAUGUGGAGCUCAUGUUUUCCAACUGUCUGGAGUACAACCCAAGUAACACCAACGAAGCAAAGGCCGGUCUACGGCUCCAGGCCUUCUUCCAUUCUGAGCUUCAGAGACUCGGCCUGGCUGAACGCAUGACCCCUCCACAGAAACGGCCACGGAUGUAAACAAAAGCCCGUCUUCCACACAUACACCAACUGGCCCAGACUGAAGGCCAGUUCAUAAUCCGCUGUCUCAUUAUGUUCCGUGGCAUUUGUGGAAUGUUCAUGAACAUUCCAGUGUGGUGUGACUCAUUAAAAAUUCUACCUAGCUCUUGUUCAGUUUUAUUUGCAAUGUGCAGUGUGCAGGCGAAACGGCACUCAAGCGCCAGAUAUCAAAGGGCAUUUAUCUUCACAGCCAGUGACAGGAGUAUAAAUCGGCCUUUAAUCCUAUGGAGCAAAGUAUAAGUCCUUCACUAGCAGGAGAAGGGUAAAACAACUGCUGUGAAGAAAAAAAAUAUUUGCACUGUUUUCUGAAAAGUUAUUUUUGUGUUCAUAUUAACUCAGGACAAAAAGCAUUGUGUUUUUGUCUGCAAUUUCAAAAUGGUGCAUUUUGUUUUUUGUUUUGUACCUCAGCUGCAUUUCUAGACUACUAUUUUGUAUAGAUUUUUACAGACCUGAGUCUCCAUUUUGAUGAUAAAUUAAGUCUCACAGCUCAAAGGAACAAAUAGAAUUUCUGGUUUGUAGUUGUGAAUAGUUGUAAAGAUAAACUCAGUUCUUUUGUUCAGGUCCCUAUAGCUUGCAUAAACACUACGUAGAAACCAAAUCAUCCCAUUUUGUUGCUUCCAUUUACAGUUUUUGGUAUUUAUUUAGAUUUGGGUAUAAUUUGCUUGCUUUAUUUAUAAAAUUGUCUUUAUAGGCUGUGCCCCCCGCCCACCCUUCUCCAUCAGAAAGCUGUAUCUAUCAGUUUUUCCUCUCAUGGGUCUUGAGAUUAAUUUUACCUGCUGUGUAAAUCUUUUUUUUUUUUUCUGUAUGUAAAAUAAAUUUUGUUAAUAUUUGGCUUGA
This is a messenger RNA of Onychostoma macrolepis, 5497 nucleotides long. RefSeq names its product bromodomain adjacent to zinc finger domain, 1A (gene baz1a). Gene Ontology annotation, biological process: chromatin remodeling. Bases 182 to 4621 code for a protein of 1479 amino acids. The record is from RefSeq and is a predicted model, not a curated record. The transcript has 28 exons. Lineage: Eukaryota; Metazoa; Chordata; Actinopteri; Cypriniformes; Cyprinidae. Gene Ontology annotation, molecular function: protein binding.